UAGCGUCUUGACGGUCGCCGCUGGUGUGUCUUCGUCUUACUCGUGGCUCAUUGAGGGUUGGCGGCAAUUAGACCUUGACAUGUCUGAGAAUGACGGCGGCCAAGAAAACGAAAUACUUCUUGAGUGAAAGGACUUUUGCCUUUUGCGAACCCUUCUAAACCCUGGCAAAAAUAGGCAGUUCAGAUGUGACCUUCCAAGUCUCUUCUUUGCAUUUAUGUACAGCUUCUUAGCAAAUGGUGGUUUUAUGAUUUGGAAAAAGAUGUGCUGAUGAGAUGAAACCAUCAGAAUAUUUUUUUUUUGUUGUUCAAGAGGAUGAGAAGAUUUCAACUUAAAAUUUCAGGACUCAAAGCUUUGAUCAAAGAAAUUACCAUGUCUUCCUGCCCUGCCUGCCCUCUGGUGGAGGUGCUUAAGAGCAUGCCAGGAGAUUAAGCAAGCCCUAAAGGGAAAUAGUGAAAAAGACAAGGUGUGUUAGAAAAAAACUAUGAGAGCUUGCAUAUAGUAAAUGUUGAAAGAAAUGGAAAUAUUAUUUAUACAUAUAAGGAAAAUAAGGGAAAUGUCUUCUUUGGAUUAUAUGAUUGCCAAACCAGACAAAAUGAGUAUCUCUAUACAUUUGAGAAAGACUGCCAAGUUGUUAGUUGCUCUGUCAACAAUGAGAGAACUUUACUUGCUGCCAGUUUAGUUCAGUCUACUAAAGAAGGAAGAUGGAAUGAACUUCAACCAGGAUGGAAGUGCUUAACUCUGUUGGUUGAAAUCCACCCUAUUAAUAAUGUGAAGGUUCUAAAAGCGGUGGAUAGCUAUAUUUGGGUACAGUUCCUCUAUCCACAUGUGGAAAAUCAUCGUCUUUCAGAGAACCACCUCUUACUGAUUUCAGAAGAGAAGUAUAUUGAACAAUUUCAUAUCCAGGUCAUUCAAGAAGAUGGAAAGAGAGUGGUGAUUAAAAAUUCUGGCCCUCUCCCAAGAGAGAGAGUAGCUGAAGAUUUUAUUUGGGCUCAGUGGGAUAUGUCAGAGCAGAGAUUAUACUACAUUGAACUAAAGAAAUCAAGAAGUAUUUUAAAAUGCAUCCAGUUUUACAAUGAUGAGAGCUUUAACUUAAUGUUUGAAGUACCCUUGGACAUUUCAUUAAGUGACUCAGGAUUUCAACUUGUCAACUUUGGAUGUAAUGAUCUUCAAGACCAAGACAGAUUAUCCAAGCACUUGACCCUGUGCGUUUUUACCAACCAUACAGGAAGUUUAUGUGUAUGUUAUAGCCCGAAGCUUGACUCUUGGGAACAAAUCACAUAUUCAGUGUUUUACUUUCAUAAAGGGCACAGCAAGACCUUCACUGCUGCUCUGGGAAGUGUUGACUCACAGGCGACAAAGGGCAUUAUUUUUCUCAAUCUUGACUACUAUGUGGCCGUUUACUUUCCCGGUCAUUUCUUUCAUCUACUUAAUAUUCAACAUCCAGACCUGAUCUGCCACAGUCUAUUUCUGACAGGAAGCAAUGAAGUGAUUGAUAUGCUACCUCAUAGUCCUUUACAGUCAUUGUCAAGCUCCCUGGUACUGGAUUGGUGUUCUGGAAAGCUCUAUAGAGCACUCCUCAACCAGUCAUAUUUAUUGCAGUUCCUAUGGAACACUCACCUAGAUUGUGAGAAGAUGGCCAUGUUGCACUGUAUGCUCUCAUGUGGCCAAGAUACACGGUUCCUGGAAGCCAAGAUUAUUCAAUGGAUUUCUGAGAACGUCUCUGCCUGCCAUUCAUUUGACCUCAUUCAGGAAUUUAUAAUUGCUUCUUCAUACUGGCACAUAUAUGCAGAGACGAGUAACAUGGAUACACUUUUGCCAUAUUCCUCAGUCCUUACUUGGAAUACAGAAAUUCCUGGAAUAACCUUUGUGACAGAAGAGAUUGCAUUGCCUCUUAUGAAGGUGCAUAACUUCAAGGGAUACUGGGAAAAACUGAAUUCCAACCUGGAAUAUGUUAAAUAUUCCAAGCCACACUUACACUAUAACAACAGCAUGGUCAAGAGAGAGUGGCACAGCCUGAUUUCAGAAGAGAAAACAGGAGAAAAAAGGCCCCUGGCAUAUGUGAGGAAUAUUCUUGAUAAUGCAAUAAAGGUGAUUUCAGACCUAGAAACAAGGAACUUGGAGCCAAGAUUAAUACCCCUCUUCCAGGAGGAGGACAGGCACCAGCGGCUACUUAUAGGACUGAUGGUGACUGAGCUAAAAGAUCAUCUUUUGAGACACCUACAAGGUGUAGAAAAGAAGAAAAUAGAACAGAUGGUUCUGGAAUACGUUUCAAAACUGCUGGAUCUCAUUUGUCAAAUACUGGAAGCCAGUUGGAGGAAACAUAAUCUUCAUCCCUGGGUUCUCCAUUUCAACAGGCAGGCAAGUGUGGCUGAAUUUGAAGUCUUUCAUAUCAUGACCAGGAUUUUGGAAGCUACUAACAGUUUGUUUUUACCUCUGCCUCCUGGUUUUCACACUCUGCAUACCAUUCUUGGUGUCCACUGUCUCCCUUUGCAUAACCUGCUGCAUUACAUUGAUAAUGGAGUGUUGCUUCUCACGGAAACAGCUGUCGCAAGGCUCAUGAAAGAUCUGGACAAUACAGAGAAAAAUGAAAAACUAAAAUUCAGCAUCAUUGUGCGACUUCCUCCGCUUAUUGGUCAGAAGAUCUGUCGACUUUGGGAUCAUCCUAUGAGUUCUAACAUUAUUUCACGAAACCAUGUGAAGCAACUGCUUUAUAACUAUAAGAAACAGCUUCGGACUUCUCUGAUUGACAGGCCAUCAUCAUUCAGUGUAGAAUUUCUGCCUCUAAAUUACUUCAUUGAAAUACUGACAGAUAUAGAAUCCUCCAACCAAGUUCUUUGUGCUUUUGAAGGACAUGACAAUGUUGAUGCAAAAUUUGUAGAGGAAGCAGCUCUGAAACACACUGCAAUGCUUUUAGGCUUAUAAAAGAGAAAAUGCAAUUUGGUCAGCUUCCAAUUAUUUUAUUCUUGCUCAUUAGUUCUACUUCUAUUGAGAAUUCUCUAGUAAUUUUUAAAAUUGGUAGCCAAAAUCAGAAUACGCUGUUGAGCCCUCUGAAUUUUACCUUGGUACUUGUUCAGACAGCACUAAACUCCUUUAAUUUGUUCCAGUUUUGAAUAGCAGAUGAGCAGUCAAGUGUAGAGAAAUACUCCAAGGAGACAUACAAUGGCAAAUGAUACUCUUCCCCAUGGCCUAUGCAUUCUAAGGGCUUCUUUGACCAAAAGCUAGUUUCUGUUGCACUCUGAAAUAAAGUAGACUUUAAAAAUGAGAGAAACAGUACUUAGAAAAGAAAAAACUCCAUGAGUCAUUGAAAAUGACAUAUAACAAGAAAAUUAAAUGUUGGAUAAAAGCUAUUUAGAAAGAGGAUACUUAAAAAACAAACAAAAUACAACCAAACUUGGACUAAGUCAAAUCUGCUAUUUCUAGUACAGAAUAAUUGGCAAUAGACAGUAAUUUGUAUCUUAAGUAUUUAGAACAUGGUUUGUCUUUGUGAAGGUUCAGAUGAAGUUGUAUUUAAUUUUUAAAAAUUUUUUAAAUAUUUAUAAAAGCUUGAUAAGGUAUCUUGUCAUUAAAACACACACACACA
This is a messenger RNA of Talpa occidentalis (Iberian mole), 3580 nucleotides long. RefSeq names its product gamma-secretase activating protein (gene GSAP). Gene Ontology annotation, biological process: positive regulation of amyloid-beta formation. The transcript has 34 exons. The record is from RefSeq and is a predicted model, not a curated record. Bases 1000 to 2922 code for a protein of 640 amino acids. NCBI's taxonomy places the organism in Eukaryota, Metazoa, Chordata, Mammalia, Eulipotyphla, Talpidae. Gene Ontology annotation, cellular component: trans-Golgi network.